Messenger RNA from Lotus japonicus, 1332 nucleotides. RefSeq names its product transcription factor MYB98-like. Bases 1 to 1332 code for a protein of 443 amino acids. Gene Ontology annotation, molecular function: RNA polymerase II cis-regulatory region sequence-specific DNA binding; DNA-binding transcription factor activity, RNA polymerase II-specific. The record is from RefSeq and is a predicted model, not a curated record. Gene Ontology annotation, biological process: regulation of DNA-templated transcription. Lineage: Eukaryota; Viridiplantae; Streptophyta; Magnoliopsida; Fabales; Fabaceae. The transcript has 3 exons. Gene Ontology annotation, cellular component: nucleus.
AUGGAUCUUGAGACAAAGCUCAGAGAAAACUAUGUCUCACAACCUUUUGGGGUUCCCUCAUCUCAGGGGAUAUUCCUGCAUGAUUUUCACCAGAUUGAUCAUCAAUUUCAACAUGGGAAUAAUGGUUCCUCAUCCAAUCCCAUUCAAACACCAAAUUUUGACCCUUGUGGUAAUUUUAACUAUCAAUGUUCACCAGUAGGUUUUGAUAAUGCUUAUCAUGAGUUGAAGCCUUUUGUGGAUCAGAAUAGUGGCAGUGGUCAUGCUCAUGUUAUGGACAAUUUCCUAUAUGGAGGUUUUGGCUUCAAUCUCCCUCAGAGGAAUCAACUGGAUAUGAUGGUAGCAAACCAAAGUUAUUUUCAACUUAAUCCUCAAGAAAUAAUCAAGCCUGUGAAUUUUGUUGUACCAGAUGAAGUCUCAGGCAUAUCAUCAGUGAAUUAUAGCAAAAGAGAUGUCAUGAACAAAAACAAUAGGGCAUAUCCAAUAACUAGAAGGUCAUACAAAGUUCGCAAGAAGUCCAACAUAGUAAAGGGGCAAUGGACAGCAGAAGAAGAUGGGUUGUUGAUUCAGCUGGUUGAACAAUAUGGAUUGAGGAAGUGGUCCCAUAUUGCUCAGAUAUUGCCUGGAAGAAUAGGAAAACAGUGCAGAGAGAGAUGGCAUAACCAUCUAAGGCCUGAUAUCAAGAAGGACACAUGGAGUGAUGAAGAGGACAAGAUACUGAUCCAAGCUCAUUCAGAGAUAGGAAACAAAUGGGCAGAGAUUGCAAAAAGAUUGCCAGGAAGAACAGAAAACUCAAUAAAAAACCACUGGAAUGCAACCAAGAGAAGGCAAUAUUCCAAAAGAAAGUGUCGUUCAAAGUACCCCAGAGGCACUCUUCUUCAAGAAUACAUCAAGAGCCUGAACCUUGACAAAAAUCCACCAAUAGAUUAUAGAAGAAGAUCUUCAGCAAAUGCUAUUGCCAUGAAAAACAAAAUUGGUAGUAAUAGCAAAGUAGCAUCAGCACCACAACAAGCUCGGCCUCAGGAAACAGAUCAAUUUUGUUUGGCACCGAAUUGCGAUUUCAACGAGGUCCCGGAUUUUUGUUUUGAUGAAAAUUUGUUUGAAGAAGGGUGCAGCAUUGAUUCUCUGCUCAUGGAUGAGAAAGAAUUUGAAGGAAAAAUGCAAUGUGUUCCUACUAUGGAAGGAAAAGAUUGUGAUCAGGGAGGAACCAGUGUUGUUAAUCUUAUUGAGACAGAGAUGCCAAUGGAUAUUAUGGAAUCCAUGCUUGGGGUUGAAGUUAAGAAAGAGAUGGAUUUAGUGGAGAUGAUGUCUCAAGUUAAUGGCACAGUUCAAUAG